Racocetra persica is the source of this 433-nucleotide messenger RNA. The record is from the annotation of a GenBank genome assembly. NCBI's taxonomy places the organism in Eukaryota, Fungi, Glomeromycota, Glomeromycetes, Diversisporales, Gigasporaceae.
AUGCAAAUUGCAAAUCUAACCCUUUUUUAUCCAACAAUUUCUAAAGAAAUAAUGGAUUUAAAAUUAAAAAUCGAUAUUGAUACGUUCGAUAUAAGUUCAAAAAAUAAUGAUAUUUCAAAUCAACCUGAAGUAAUUGUGAUAUCCGAUACAGACGAUGAGACAGUGCUAGAAUCAACAUCGAAUUCAUUUAUUCGAUAUUAUGAAGAUUUACAAAUUUCCAGCAGCUUUGAAAGUGAAUAUAAUAGCGAUAAUAGCUUAGAUGACUGUAUAUCGAUAGAUAAUUUAAACGAUAAUGAUAUACUUGAAGAUAGUUUAGAAAAUAAAGAUAACUAUGAGCAUCAACCAACAUUUGCCAAAUUUGGUCAAACACUAACCGUAGAUCAAGUUGAAUAUUAUCUUGAAUUUCAGGAAUAUCUGAAGACUUCUUUAACGG